This is a messenger RNA of Aspergillus japonicus CBS 114.51, 1000 nucleotides long. RefSeq lists its product as uncharacterized. The transcript has a single exon. The record is from RefSeq and is a predicted model, not a curated record. NCBI's taxonomy places the organism in Eukaryota, Fungi, Ascomycota, Eurotiomycetes, Eurotiales, Aspergillaceae. The coding region runs from base 296 to 796 and encodes 166 amino acids.
UACCGGGCGCAUUGGCUAUGGAACGUAUCUAUAUUAUGCUGCAAUAUCAUCUAAGCUGGCUCCAAUGGCCUGGUGGAGUCAACCGAGAAUCAAUGGUUUCGAAUGGAUGAUACGUAUGUCGCGGCUGCUGAAUCGCGUUCGGAAUGAUCUGUAGCGCAUAGGAACCUCAAGAACUACCUUGAAACGAACAGCCAAUCGAGUCACGGUCGCUGACAUGAUGCAUGAAGACAGGGCAACCAUGGAUCCACACCAUCGCAGGCGAGCAUAGCACAGGAAAGAUGGUUGAAUUGUCUCCAUGACGGAAACGUUUGAAACCAUGUUCAGUUCUCUGAUUACUCGGGUUGUGAAUUGUAUAUCAACAAGUCCCAGGGUGUCUGAUCAUUCGGGCUCUCGUCGCAACACAACAAACUUCUCGAAGCUAAACAGAUUCAAUCCCCGACUUAAUGAUAAGGGAUUGGUAUCUCAAGGGAGAUUGUUGCCCCUGCGAGAUACUAAUACUAACACCGUGUCUGUGACAAGGACCAUGUUUUCGAGUCGAGAUCAGCACUGGCCAAUUAGAGACUGCAAGGGCCCCUUUCAUAAAAUUGGUGGGGGAGAGGCUGGUAGGUAUGAUUGGUGUCGUUCUGUACACACAACUGUAAGGCAUCUUCAUGUCAUGGUAUCUGCAGAGCGUGGCCUUCGCGUGGCAAGUUGUGGAUCAGCGUCAAGACCCUUACGGUGUUCGUCUGAGGGGGAUGGUUCUAGGCCUGGGGUGCAUCGAUUAAGAGUCGAUGCCAGGCGGGGCCCCACAAACUAAUGAACGACGACGACAACAACAACAAUAUCACUGAUCGGGCACCUUGGACCUCUUCGAAUCUUUCGAGUAAGUAGGCUGGCUCACUCAUUCCGCAAUGCCGGUCAUCUUCAUUAGACUUUUGCGAUACUCGUAAAGUUAUCCCUUGACAUAUGGUGGCCCACACUAUCGAUCGAGCCCUGACAUCGGGUGACUCCGACCGACACU